UUGACACCGUUGACACUGACAGUUAAUUAACCUUAAAAAAAGUUGUACAUAACCUUUGUUUUUUUUGAAAACUUAUUUAUUAAGAAGUCCUAUAUUUAAAAAUGCUACUGUAUAUUAAAUUAGCUAGGUCUUUAAUAAUACCUUUAAAUGUUAGCAAACGUAUGUUCUGCGCUGUUAAAAACAUAACACCCAUUUCUUUAGCAUAUAAUAAAAUAGAUGGAGAUCCAUCUUUGGCUCCUGUUAUAAUUGCUCACGGUUUAUUCGGUAAUAAAACGAAUUGGGCUACAAUAGCCAAAAAUUUGAAUGAGAAUACGAAAAGAACAACGAUCGCGGUUGACCUUAGAAAUCAUGGUGACAGUGAACAUUCAUCAGAACACACUUAUCCCCAUAUGGCAGAAGAUCUGCGUUUUACAUUGACGCAAUUAAAUCUAAAUAAAUAUUCUCUUCUGGGCCAUUCUAUGGGGGGCAGGACUGUGAUGUUACUUGCAUUGAUGUAUCCAGAACUGAUAGAAAAAUUGGUUGUGGCUGAUAUUUCACCGGUUACAGUCAGCCCACAAUUAAGAUCAAUCGAUAAGAUAUUUAAAGCAAUGGAAAAGGUAGAAUUUCCUAAAAAGGUAACAAGGGCCGCUUGUAGACGAAUGGUUAUAGAGCAGUUGGGAAGAUAUAUAGACAGUGAAGACCUUAAGGCUUUUCUAGCUACAAAUAUAACUCCAAUGGCAGAUGGCUAUAGUUGGGCAAUUAAUGUUGCAGCAUUGAAAGAGAAUUAUGAGGAAAUUGCUGGGUUUCCAAAGAUAGAUAACCAAUUUCACGGUCCCACAUUGUUCAUAGCAGGAGAUCUUUCUGAUUUUAUUCCUCUUGAUGAACAUGAUGGUAUUUACAAAAUAUUCCCGAAUGCUUCCAUU
Molecule: messenger RNA, 902 nt
Organism: Agrilus planipennis (emerald ash borer)
Lineage: Eukaryota; Metazoa; Arthropoda; Insecta; Coleoptera; Buprestidae
Product: protein ABHD11-like
Exons: 4
Cellular component (GO): mitochondrion
Source: RefSeq, a predicted model, not a curated record